Messenger RNA from Silurus meridionalis, 6962 nucleotides. It is a transcript of the gene cemip2, whose product is annotated as cell migration inducing hyaluronidase 2. Lineage: Eukaryota; Metazoa; Chordata; Actinopteri; Siluriformes; Siluridae. The transcript has 24 exons. Bases 265 to 4377 code for a protein of 1370 amino acids. The record is from RefSeq and is a predicted model, not a curated record.
AGACGCUGCGCGCGGCUUCGUUCCGCUCAUUUCCUCUCUGUAACGCUGUUGCGGAGACGCCGCUGCUCCGGGAUUCAACAAUAACCUACUCCAAUAACACGCAACAACAACAUGGAACCGAAAUGAACAAAUAGACACAUAGAAACCGCAUCGAAAUCCUUUUUAUUUGUGUCUUUUUUCCUCUUUAUAUUGGGUUACCAGGAGGCCUGCGGAUGGUGAGAGCGGAGUGAGAGGUCGCGAAAGAAAGUGCCAGCCGGCUUCACCAUGCAGGGGAACAGAGGCCCCGGGCGUCUUCCCCAGUUAGUGACUCCGUCCAACGGGUCGACACCAUACAACAUGACCCGGGUCGUUCCUGUGAGGUCUCCUCCCCCUGUCAAGGCCUUGCCUCCGCCACCAGCACGUCUGAAACCGUUAGCUGUGGCACCAGAGCAACCACCUGCCAUUCAACCCCCGGAUUUCCAGAAUCGGCAGAAGAGGAAAAACACGUACAUCUGCACCGGAGUCUUUUUCAGCAUGUUCUUCUUCGUGCUCAUUCUUUAUCUCUGCCUGAGCCCUGGCCAAGUCCUCGACGAGAACUGUCCUGACCACAACCUGAAACUGAGGAAAUGGAACCCGGGACACAUCCCAAAAAAGGAUAUGGUGGUACACAAGGGACAACUGUACAAAUUGACAGCGUCGGCCACCUUCCACUCCCUGACCAUCAAAUCGGGUGGGUUGGUGGUGUUUGCUGAUAAUCAAGACGGUUCAAACAACAUUACUCUUCGUACCCACUAUGUAUUAAUCGAAGGAGAGGGUGCGCUUCACAUCGGUGCCCCGAAGUGUCGAUAUCGAUCCCACGCCACCAUCACGCUGGUGGGCCGUUCGGACGACGCCUCGGUUCCAGCUGUGCCCCAUUUCGGACGCAAAUUUGUAGGCGUGCUUCCGGGGGGCACUCUGGAGCUCCAUGGAGUGCAGCGGCCAUCCUGGACUCUACUCACACGCACUGUACCUGCCACGGGCCUGGAAGCAGGCAGCUACGUUUUCCAGAAGAACUUCAGUCGAGGGAUCAACAUUCGUGUAGUGGACCAGGACACCGGUGCUUUGUUAAAGUUUCCCGACCGUUUCGACACACACGACUCGCUGAAUGACAGCAAAAGUCUGAACCAGAUGCUGCAGUUGCUGCCAAAGGGUCGCAUAGUUGCUCUCGCUGUGGGUGACUCGGCUGCCAAGAACCUCGAGAAGGAUACCAGGGAUACCAUCCAGAAGCUUCUGGGCAGCCACUACGUUGGCCAGCUUAAAUACAGGCAGGCGUGGGCGCUGGUGUCGGUGGUCGGUGAAGGAAACAGCUUGUGCUCGGAGGACGUACGGGAGCACGAGAACCACGACACCGGGGGAAAGGCGCUGGCCCGUUGCGAAUUCAUCACCGUGGAUGGCGGGCGCUUUUUUGUGUCGGCCUACAGCGAGUGGUGGAAUGGCUUCGCCACAUCGGGAUUCCAGGUGGACGUGGUGGACCAGAUGGUGCUGAACGUGCAGGACAAUGUGAGCAGCUGGAAACCAGGAGACAGGAUCGUGGUCGCCAGCACGGACUAUUCCAUGCACCAGGCUGAAGAGUUCACACUGCUGCCCUGCCCCCACUGCACUACAACACAGCUCCGCAUACAAGGCAAGCCUCAGUUCACUCAUAUGGGCGAAAUCGUGGAUGGUGUGGACAUGCGUGCUGAGGUGGCUCUGCUCUCCAGGAACAUCUUGAUUUACGGAGAGAUGGAGAGCUCCUGCUACGGCAACAACUGGUGUCAGUUUUACAGCUAUGACACCUUCGGAGGACACAUCAAGAUCCUGGGGAAUGUCUCCUCAGUGCACAUCUCUCAGGUGGAGCUGAAGCACAUGGGUCAGCAGGCGGAAAGGGACAGCCACCCAGUCCACUUCCACAUGUGUGGAGACGUGGACGAGAGCCACGCCUACCUCGACUCGCUCUCCAUCCACCACUCGUUCUCCCGCUGCGUCUCCAUUCAUGCCACUAACGGCCUGCUGGUGAGGGACACUGUGGGAUACGACACGCUGGGACACUGUUUCUUCCUGGCAGACGGCAUCGAGCAGAGAAACACAUUUUAUCAUAACCUUGGAUUAGUGACGAGGCCGGGGACCAUCCUGCCCACCGAGCGCAACGACACCAUGUGCACCAAAAUCCGAGACCGGGUGCACGGUGGAUACACACCAUCACCUGCCACUGAGUGCAAGGCCGUGUCCACGUUCUGGAUCGCCAACCCUAACAACAAUCUGAUCAACAACGCAGCCGCUGGCUCACAGGAUGCAGGAAUCUGGUACAUCUUUCACAAUUCUUCCACCGGAGACUCUCACGGGCUCGUACCAGAGACCAAAGCGGAACUCACUCCGCUGGGGAUUUUCUACAACAACCGGGUUCAUUCCAACUUCAAGGCAGGUCUUUUUAUCGACAAGGGAGUGAAGACGAGCAACGCCAGCGCUGCAGAUCCUCGCGAGUAUCUCUGCCUCGACAACAACGCCAGGUUUCGUCCCCAUGAGAACUCUGACCCGACCAGGCCACGUGUGGCGGCUCUGAUUGACACACUGAUCACCUUUAAGAACAACGAUCUUGGCGCCUGGAUCCGUGGCGGUGACAUCGUCAUUAGGAACUCAGGAUUUGCAGACAACGGUGUUGGACUGUCAUUUGCAAGUGAUGGCAGCUACCCUAAAGACGUGGGCUCCAGUCAAGAGGUGUCCGAAUCUCUGUUUGUGGGCGAGAGCCGCAACCGCGGCACCAACGGAGGACAGAAUAAGUACUGGGGUGUUGGAGGAGUGGACGGCAUCCUCAGGACUCUACCCCGAAACAAGACGUUCCCCAUCCGGGGGUUUCAGAUCUUCGACGGACCCUUGCGGCUGAUGAAGAGCACUUUCAGGUCCUACACGUCGACACUGGAUCGUUUCAGCAGUGCCAUUGGCUUCAGCCUCAAAAACGCCUGGCAGCUCACGCCGAGGAACAACCUGUCUUCGCUGUCCUUCCUGCCCAGUGUGAGCCUUAGGGCGUUUUUUGGCCGUCCUGGUCAGUGGUUUGAGGAUAACGACUUAGACGGAGAUAAAAACUCGAUCUUUCACGACCUGGACGGCUCAGUGACCGGCUACCCCGACACGUAUGUGGUGAGAGCAGACAACUUCCUGCUCCAACACCGUGACUGUGUUAAAGUGCCGGAGUGGAACGGGUGUGUGUGCAGCGGCCGCUACGCUCAGGUGUACAUAAAGACACAGGGCGUGCCCAACCUGAGCUUGUCGAUCAUCAGGGACGAGUAUCCUGAUAAGCCCUUGGUGCUAAGGGGCAUUAACAGCCAGACGGCACCCUCACAGCAGUACCAGCCCGUUUUGAUGCUGAGCAAGAGUUACACGCUGCACUGGAAAAACACAGCACCGAAAGAAAUCGUCCUCUUACUCGCCAACUUUGACCCAGGAGAGUGGGCGCUCUUUGGUCUCUGCUACCCCUCAGACACGGUUUUCCAAGUGAUGUCCGACAUUUACGACCGUCAGAACAACGUGUUCGAUGGCAUGGAGGACUACGGAACCGUCUCCUCUCUGGCUGAACUGGAAAAGCGGCAGCAGGACAGGAAGUACUUUUUCGACCGGGAAACUGGUUUGCUGUGGCUGUACACUCGAGCACGGCAUCCCCGUAACGGCCACAGUUACUGCUCUAUUCGAGGCUGCGAGCGAGUGAAGAUCACCGCCACCAUGAGCAAACAAACGCACCAAACGUGUAACUUCACUACUGCUGCCAAUGCCAAGGAUCCCAGGGCGACAGUGCCCAUGCCUGCAGCCGUCACAAAGCCCUGCGACAAGUGUGGCGCCUCAAAGCUGAUCAUUUCCAGUGACCCGUGGAACAACUACCUCCAAACACAGAUCAAAUCCCUCAGUGUCGCUGAUGUGCAGAAAAACGACACGCAAGCCUUCAUCACUGUAAACAGCAAACAAUUUAACCUCAGUACAACGGGUUUCCUCGCCGUCACAGUAGACGCCUGCACUGGCAAAGUCAUCAAGAAUACGUUUUUUCUGAAGCAGGACUCCAGAAUGGCGCAAUAUUUCGCAGCAGGAAUUCCAGCACGGUCGAUUGUCCUGCUGGCCUCAAGAGGACAACCUGAUGGAUUUGCUGGUGUUGCGGCGUAUCUCAUCCCCCUGGGAGCAGCCAAAGUGGCAGAUCUGCAAGGGAAAGGGAGUCUGUCAUUUUUUGGCUUCAAAGGAGCAUUGUCGUCUCCGGCGUGGGUCUCCCUCCUGAUGAAUCAGGGUCAAGAGGUUGUGGAAAAAUAUAUCCCUCUCGCCCUAGACGAAUAUACGUGCACUCCGGACAGGGAGGAACCACAGCGCAAAGAUCUAGAACUGCUUAAGAAAGCUCUGAGUUAAAACCAUACAAUGUGAACAAGACAGAUGACCCCCACACACACACACGCACACACACACAACCCAGAGAGAGAGAAAAAAAAAAAAACGAUUGAAUGUGAACUUUAUUUAUUUAUGGCAAACAAAACACCAUGGGGGUUAUUAUUAUUAUUAUUUUUUUUAUAGAAUACACUGUGCGUUUUUAUGCGUGUGUUUUGUCUCGCUGUUGUCUCAUGUCCUCGGCACCGCGUGUUGCACUUUUAGGAAAUUCAAGCAAACUGUCAGCAGAAAAGAUUCAGAUAAACAAAGAGGACAUGGACAACCAUUUCAAAGUACAGAAAUGAACACUUCAAUGAGCCUAAACAAGUCGAAAGCGAAUAGCUGCACAGUAGACACAAGCAGGAAACCAAAACUAGUGAACAGCACUUAACCUGGAAAAAGCUAGAAGAAACACUUCACCAGUUCGAGCUCAUUAAAAAAGAGAACAUGAACCUCGGUAGUUACAGCAGGUUUCAGUUCAAUUUUGCCUCAAUCCUCAUUUAAUUCAAUGCCAAACACUAGAGGGCACAGGGAAACCUUCUAACCAUACUCUUUGAAGGUGUUUCAGUCGUGUCGUGUCUGUGGCCGGACUGUGUCUCUGGCUAGUUCCAUUCGGGAGUGCGGAUGUUCUUCAGGUUCUCGUUCCUACUCUGAGAGAUGGCGUGUGAAUGUUUGAUUGUUGUGAUCGAGGAAUGUAUUGCAGGAUAACGUUAGCAGUGUAUCUGCAACAUCCAGCUAGAGAUUGUAUUUAUUUAGUGACGUAAUUACCAAAGCUGUUCCUGCAGAUCUACUUUCUUACAGAAUUGCCUAAUCCAGUGCAGCAAAGUACAUCAGAGUUCUGCUGUCCACGCAAAUUCAAGCGGAUAUCCGACAGACGAGUGAAGAGCUGUAUAGAGCUGGCUCAGGUCGCAGGCUGUUAAUAAAUCCACAACAUGGCACAACUACAUAACGCUCACUUGUGAGGAAGUGACUUCGCAAUGGAUUGGAACAACUUUUCCUCUAACACUAGUGUUUCUCUACUGUCCACACAAACUGCUCAUCUUCCUGAAAGUCGUUGCUGUAUCUAUACUUAACGGUUCGGGUUUUGUUCGAUUCGAUCCUUUUAUUUUUUUUUAUUUAUUACUCUGUAUGUCAUUUUUCUACUCAGACAGUAUAGUAUAAAAGAAAUGCUGCUCAAAAAAAACCUUUCACACCUAAUGCAUCAUUUCAUAGUAGGACAUAGGGUGGUAUUACAGUUCAUAUCCUAAUCAUUGCCAAAGAUCUGCAGUUGGAAAAAAAAAAUUUUUUUUCAAAAGGUUUUCAUUGUGUACAGUAUUAGGAAAUGCUGACGGAAAAAUUAUCUCCAAAAUGAGGGUAUUUGAAAGUGUCCACAAUAAAUAUAUGCACUGGACUCUUUUCUCAUUAAAGAACCCCUAGACUGUCAUGUUACAGAGAAACAUCUCUGGUUGCAGCUUUACCUCCGUGCUGGCACAGAUGUCUUGUUGCAGGAAACAUCCUAGCAUACAUAUUAUACUGUUAAAUAAACAGUAUUUCACCGUUUUCUGCCCAAUUAAAUGUGAGAAUUCAGCAGCGAUAGUGUAUAAUUUAUAUAGUGUAACUGAUAAUUGGUGCAUGCCUACUUUACAGUAUUUAGAAUAUAAUACACUGUGCUGGAGCGUGAAAUCUAGCACUUUAUACAACCCAGAUUUUCAUGCCGGAUCGGAAAUAAAACCUUCUGAUGUUUUCAGUGUUCCUUUUAUCGUAAAUGAAAUGCCGACUUGUCCGUAUUGCUUUAAGAGAAAUUGCCUGUUUGCUAACCACUGUAUUGUUAAAAAUAGUUGUGUCAAUGUUUUUUUUUUUCUUUAGUUUUUUUGAUCGGUGUUAUUGUUAAAGGUAUAAAGAAGCUUGCUCCGGUUUAAGGACUUGACAUUAUAUACCAGUGCCUUUUGCCCCCUUUUCAAGUAUUACUUAUACUUUUUAAAUGUUCAAAUGCUGAGUUUGUUUUCUAUAUAAUUGCUUUUGUGCUGAAAUUUUGAUAAACAUUUAUACUUUCUCGUAAUUUUUGUAAACGCGUUUUAUUUACACUGUUUUUGGCACGGUGGGAUAUUUUAGGGUUUUGUCCCCCUAAGUAUUUAUUAGUAGAAAUGUAAUUACAGACACUUUUGAAUUUUAGAAAUGGUCUGCAUCUUUUUAUCCGAUUUAUGACCAUAUUUAGAAUAUCCAACAGUUUAGAGCCAUCCGAGGUAUGACUAGGUGUUACUAAUAAAAAGAAAAUCCUUGUAGGUGACGUGCAGAGGCCAUUGACAUUAACAAGAGUUAGCAUUUUUGGUAUAAUUUUACACAGACAUUUAUAAUACUAUUUAUUUGUAACAGAAAUUACCUAAAUAUUAUAGUACAGCUGAUAAAAAAAAAAAAAAGCCAAGGAGGAUCACUCAUCUGUGGUUGAAAUGAGUUAUAGAAAGCUCAGGUUGCUUAUCAUACAGGACAGCUUUCCUGUACUUGCAGGUCUGUUCUUAUCCAAAUGCAGCAUAUUUACAUGUCAAGAAAUGUCUCUGUUCACAGAAGGCGAGAAUAAAGUUUUCUGAAAUCUA